AUGCAAUUCACAUUCCUCGCCAUCAUUUCCUUGAUCGCCGUUGCGGUCGCUACACCUAUUUCCCCCCUCCAACCCCGUCAAUCAACACCCGCACCCUCAUCAUCAUCAGCAGCCGCAGCCGCAGCCGCAUCAACACCCGCAUCAACAUCAGCAUCAACACCAGCAGUCGAUGCAUCCACCGCAUCCAUGAGCGAUGCUCAAGGAAAUAUUAUUAACUUUGAUUCUACUGGUGUUUAUCAAGCUGCUGCGAAUGCUGGUAUGUGA
This is a messenger RNA of Sclerotinia borealis F-4128, 264 nucleotides long. NCBI's taxonomy places the organism in Eukaryota, Fungi, Ascomycota, Leotiomycetes, Helotiales, Sclerotiniaceae. The record is from the annotation of a GenBank genome assembly.